GUUCUCUCAAAGUUCUCUAUCGUCUGUACCACGGUCCUAGGCACUACACCACGUCGCAUUAGUGAACGAUGUCAGGGCCGUCUCCAGUCUUCAAGAUUGCACCUACCGUGCAACGAUAUGACUGGGGUAAAAUAGGUCGAUCGUCCAAGGUCGCCCACUUCGCGGAAACGUCCAAGCUACCAGGCUUCGCGGUAGACGAGAAAUCACCCUACGCAGAGCUGUGGAUGGGCACUCAUACGAAAUCGCCUUCUCUCGUAGCGUUCACGAACACGACUCUCUCCUCGCACCUAGCCGCAAAUCCUUCCUUCCUGGGUAAAGACGUCAUAAAGAAAUUCGAUGCCACCGAUGGAAAUCUCCCAUUUCUUUUCAAGGUUCUUGCUAUCGAAAAGGCUUUGAGUAUACAGUCUCACCCGGACAAGAAGACGGCAGAGAAGUUACACGCUGAGCAGCCCGACAUCUACAAAGAUGCCAAUCAUAAACCCGAGAUGGCUCUCGCCCUCACUCCCUUCAGCGCCCUCUGCGGUUUCAUGCCAUUCCCCGAAAUCACAGCCUUCCUGACAUCCACGCCUGAAUUUGCCGCCCUCGUUCCUCCUGCAAUCUCGCAGAAAUUUAUCACCCUAUCCCCCCCACCCUCGUCCUCACCCUCAUUCUCACCAAAUACCCCAGAACAGAAGGUCGCUCUGAAGAACCUUUUUACCGCGUUAAUGACUGCCAAUCCCGAUCUACUAUCGAAGCAGGUUGAUCUGUUGGUGUCGCGAUUCAAGGCUGGCAACGAGCUUGAGUCAGAGAGGAAGGUGAAGGAUCUGGUCUUAAGGCUGGACGAGCAGUUUCCCGGGGAUAUUGGGAUCUUCUGUGCGUUCGUGCUGAAUUAUGUUGAGCUCGAACCCGGGGAAGCGAUAUAUCUUGGUGCCGGAGAGCCGCAUGCCUAUGUCUCCGGAGAUAUCAUCGAAUGCAUGGCCAAUUCCGACAACGUCAUUCGCGCAGGUCUCACUCCCAAACUGCGCGACAUCCCUAACCUCAUCUCGACUCUUACCUACAACUCCGCUCCUCCCUCUGCUCAACGUCUGCAAACCUCCUCGUUCCCUGCUGAAACCUCCGCCGCGUCCUUCACAAUUCUAUACGACCCUCCUAUUCCAGAGUUCUCCGUUCUUCGCGUGGUCAUACCGCAAGGUAAGAGCGAGGAUCAUCCUGGCGUGUCUGGACCCAGUCUGGCAAUCAUCACAGCGGGGGGCGGAAAGAUAAGGUGGUAUAAUGGAGAAUUAGAAGUCGGUGAGGGAGAGGUAAUAUUCAUAGCCGCAGGAACUGAAGCCCAGUGGGAACCUGGAACAGAGGAGGGCUUGGUUGUCUACAGGGCAUUCGUCGAGGCAUAAACCUCAGGUCAGUAUCGGACAAAGUUCGAACAACAGGGAACAGAAUCAACGCGGAAGUGAAGAAUGACACAAUAGACGUGUACUUUUCUUGUAUGAGACAAAAAAAAGGCCAUAGUU
Molecule: messenger RNA, 1487 nt
Organism: Stereum hirsutum FP-91666 SS1
Lineage: Eukaryota; Fungi; Basidiomycota; Agaricomycetes; Russulales; Stereaceae
Product: mannose-6-phosphate isomerase
Exons: 4
Coding region: 69-1370 (433 amino acids)
Biological process (GO): GDP-mannose biosynthetic process; carbohydrate metabolic process
Cellular component (GO): cytosol
Molecular function (GO): mannose-6-phosphate isomerase activity; zinc ion binding
Source: RefSeq, a predicted model, not a curated record